CUCCCCAGCGCCUGGCAGAGCGGGCGGGCAACCCCGGCUCCCCCGGCCCGGCGCCUCCUUAACCCGGGGAGGCGGGGGCGGCCGCGGCCGAGGGGAGCCGGGGGAGGCGGAGCGGCGGCCGGGGAGGAGCUGGGGCCUGCAGUGGAGCCGCAGCCCGGAGCAGCAGCCGCGGGAGCGGCGGGGCCUGGAGAGAGUCAGCGCCGCCCGGGCCGGGCCCCCCGCACCGGAGCCCGGGGAGCCCCCCGGGGACGAAGCCGCGGCCCGGCGGAAGGCGGCGGAGGCGCCGCGCAGCCCCGUGCAGGCCCGUGAGCCGCCGCGGCCUCCCGUGGUAGCCGAACCCGGGCAGGAGGAGCUGGGGCCUGGGGGGAAGCCAGGGACAGCGGCCGGGGUGGGGGGACACCCCCAUAGCCUGCCGGGGUGGGGGAGAGACCCUGCCCGCCGCCCCCCGCCCCGUCCGCAGCCCCGUUAGGCAGCCCCGCGCCCGGUGUGGGGACACCCCGGCGCCCCCCCCCGCCAGUCCCCUUCCCCGCAGCUGGUGAGGGAGCUUAACACUUGCCCCCUUCCCCACUAACGAGCCAAGGGUGUGCGGAGGCCCCCGGCAGCCAGCCCUAGUUACUAUCUAGAAGCAGGUCUGCUCUUUCUCGCUGUGGAACAGAGCCUUCUGGAGCUCCUAGAUACUUGUUACGGGGAGAGGUGUCCUCAGACCCCAGUUCCUGAGGAUUGUGAGAAUAACCUUUAUUGCCGACUCCCUCCUGCUGCUGAGGAAAGUCUUCUCUCAAGCAGAGCAGACAGCCCUUCCCCAGAUCAGGUAGUAGUGGGUGUCUUUACAGAGGAAUUCCUGUAUGCCCAGGAGAGGCAGUUCCCAAGGCAGAAAUAAGUAGGAGCUCCAGAUACUUACCUAGUAAUUUUAAUUAUUUAUAUCUGCUCGGCAGGUGAUAGAGCAAAACAAGGGAGAGAAAGCAGAGAUUUAGCUAGUCUUUCUUUUUCCAGUUGCUGUUAACUGGAGAUAAAGGUAAUUUCCAAUACUGAUCUCAUCUUCCUUUAUCCCAAGGAAGAUCCCUCGUCCCCUAAUCCCAAGAGGGUUUUCUUCAAAUACCCCGUGCAAGGAGAGAGGACACACCUCCUAGUUACAGGGAGAGGAAAAGGCAGAUUUCACUGAUAAUAUCCACCGAGAUAGCAAGAAUUGUUUUAGAGAAAGAGAUUUUUUUUUCCCCCUUACGGGCAAGGUGUAUGUAGAGAAAAGAGAUUUCUAGGUAGGCAGAUUGGAAAAAUUGAUUUCUAAAAUAAUCUGACCAUCAGUGAAAAGGCUGUUUCCUGGGGAACACCCCUUUAGUAGUUAGCUGCCAAAAGGGAGAGAGGGUCUCCAUCCCGGGAUAAAACCAGCAGUUUUAGGGGACUGACAAUCCCCUAGCAGAUUGUUUUAAUACUCAAGAUCCUGAUUUCAUCCACAAUCCUUUCGCCCUCGAAAUAUUUUUGGAAGAAGCCCUUGGAAUAGCUGACAGCAACGGUCUGAGUAUGGGUCUCAGAGAAGGAGUGUGAAGGGCAGCACCCCAACAACCAGCACUGAAGAUAAUCCACCUCCCUCCAGAAAAUCUUCCAGACAGAAUAUUCCUGCUUCCAGCAGCAUGGCCUCUGACCUGGAAAGCAGCCUCACUUCCAUAGACUGGCUCCCACAGCUUACUUUAAGGGCUACUAUUGAAAAAUUAGGGGGUUCCUCACAAGCAGGACCUCCAGGGUCUGCCCGAAAGUGUCCCCCAGGCUCACCAACAGAUCCCAACGCCACACUGAGUAAGGAUGAGGCAGCAGUGCACCAAGAUGGGAAGCCACGUUACAGCUAUGCCACUUUGAUCACAUAUGCCAUCAACUCAUCACCUGCCAAGAAGAUGACGCUUAGUGAGAUCUACCGUUGGAUCUGCGACAACUUUCCCUACUACAAAAAUGCUGGUAUUGGUUGGAAGAACUCUAUUCGUCAUAACCUCUCUCUGAAUAAAUGUUUUCGAAAGGUGCCUCGACCAAGAGAUGAUCCUGGGAAGGGCUCUUAUUGGACAAUAGAUACAUGUCCAGAUAUAUCUCGCAAGAGGCGGCAUCCUCCAGAUGAUGACAUACCACAAGACUCCCCAGAGCAAGAGGCAAGUAAAAGCCCCCGAGGGGCCGUUCCAGUCAGCACAGAAGCCUCUUUGCCGCCUGAGGCCACCCCUCAGAUGUCGAUCCAGAGCACCACCCCCAUUGCUAACUACAGUCAGGGUGCAGGGCCUGUGGAUGUUGCCUCUACUGUAGCAGGGGGGCAGGGCCGUGAAGGGGCCGAUGUGCCACCUCCGCUGUACAGUGCCAACCAUGACUUCAAGUUCUCCUACUCCGAGAUCAACUUCCAGGACCUUAGCUGGUCCUUCCGAAAUCUCUACAAAUCCAUGCUGGAGAAAUCAUCUUCCUCUCAGCACGGUUUCUCUUCACUCCUUGGUGACAUGCAGCCCUCCAACCACAAUUACUACAUGUACCAGCAGCAGCAGCAGCAAGGCCCCUCCUCAGUGGGUGCUGCUCCCCCACUCCACACUCCAACCCCAGAGGGUUGCCCAUCCCAAGGAGGAAAGCAGCAGGGUGGUGAAGGUUAUGGCCCUCCACCAGUGAUGUCCAUGCACCCGCCCCCGAUGCAGCAUGGAGGUUACCACCAGCAUCAACAGCAUCACCCACACUCCCACCCACAGCAGCAGCCACACCAGCAGCAGCAGCAGUCACAGGCUUCAAUCAACAACGCUGGCUUUGCGUUUCCCCCUGAUUGGUGCUCCAACAUUGAUUCCCUGAAGGAAAGCUUCAAGAUGGUAAACCGGCUGAACUGGUCUAGCAUUGAGCACUCCCAAUUCUCAGAGCUCAUGGAGAGUUUGCGCCAGGCUGAGCGGAAGAACUGGACGCUGGAUCAACACCAUAUUGCCAACCUCUGUGACUCCCUUAAUCACUUCCUUACCCAGACUGGUCAGCUCCCUCAUCUGGUUGGCCCACAGCAGCCCCCUCGAAUCUCUGAUUCUUGUGCCCUGAACAGUGGCAAACAGGAGCAAUCCAUGAACCAAGUGAACUCCUAUGGUCAGCCCCAGCCUCCCCAUCUCUUCUCCGGGCCAUCUCCUAUGUACCAGAUUUCUACCCAGGACUCUCCGGGAUAUAAUCGCCCAGCUCAUCAUCUGGUCCCUCGGCCUCCAGGGCCUCCUCCAGGCGCCAAUGAGGAAAUCCCCGAUGAUUUCGACUGGGACUUAAUCACCUAGCGAGUUACAGACUUGAUAGCCCGUCCUUUAUGAAGGACGUGGGAGGGGAGGGGGACAUGGGGUCAAUGGUGUCAGCACCACCCUCCCCAGCCUCCCUGCCUUGCCUGUAUAUAGAUAUAUAUUCUCUAUCUCCGCCAGAGAAGCCACCGCAAGAUGCUGCCGAAGAUAAUCCUUCCUUGCGUCCUGUUUUAUCUUCUUUUCUUCUUUUGUUUAUUAUUAUUAUUGUUAUUAUUAUUAUUACCAAUAAUUGAGCACAGCCCUCCCCCUCCUCCGGUGGCCUCAGACGCAUCGGAUCGGCUCUUUUGUGUUGCGCAGUGCCCUGUGGAGGGCGGGAAGAUGGGUCCUUGGUGCCAUGAAAAGACCUUGGAAGGCUGAAUCCUCGAGUGCAUCUUUCUCUGCCUCCGUUAUUUUGCGUUUAACAAUCCCUCUUUCCCUUCAAGGUGGCCGGUGAAUCUGUCGUAUUGGCUACUGGAGUGAGAGAGCCUAGUGGACCCUGGGAGCCUGUAGUUAUGUUGUUUCGUAAAUGUUGUAAAGGUCAGGGGGCUGAAGGGACACUGGAGGGGUGAUCUUAGCUCUGUGAACUUUGUUGCACCAGCAGGAACAGCAAGAAAAUAAGUGGUGUUCCCAAGUACAAAGAGAGGGUAAUCCCUGAGGUAGGGAGAGCUGAGCUGAGCUGGGAGGGCAGACCUGAGUUUGGAGAAAGGAGAAUGUAGCAGAUAUGGUAUUUCAGCAGAGAAGUUGGGUUUCAGAAUGUGGUGCCAUCUGUGAAGACUGAGAGAUUCUUGAGGGAAUCCUGACCCAUUUCCUACACUGCCUUUUGCAGUCUCUAGGUGAAGCCUACAUACCCAUCGGGUAAAAGAAGCAGUCAGGGGUGUCACAUGUGAUUCAACAAAUUCUGUUCCCCAGAGCUUUUCAUUUCACCCCACACCCCUUCAAGCCCUUUUUCAAAAUAUGUAGUGAGGCUCUCCCUUUUAUAUGCAAAUUUGGAAGUUUUCUCUCAUCAGUAUUUGUCCAAUUGUUAUUUGAUCCUCCAUCCCUCAUAUUUCUUUGGAGGCUGUCCUUGCCUGUGGUUGAGAGUGCCAGCAACAGGAGUCUGGCUGUGUAGGUGCACAUCCUCCAUCAGCGGUUCCCACUUGGUGAAUGGGCUUGUGGUGGGCAGAGUGGGGCUGAACUGGGGGGCUGCUGGCCAAGGGCUGAACCCUCUGGUCAGGGACCGAGAGGCCCCUGCAAGCAGUUUUUGUAAGAGGGGCAUUAGGGGAGACAGAGUGAAGCAGGGCAGGGUUUUGAACCAAUCAACCAAAGAGUGUAGUAUGAAAGGGAGAAGGGUGUCUCAGACCCCUUGCAGUUCAGCUGGGGAGAUGAUGUUAACCUAGUGUAAAUCCUGAAGGAUGAGCUUUGUCAGCAUGUGCAAAUCAGGAAGGUGGGAAAGGUGCAGGAAUGGGAGUGAGCAUUUAGAUGCUUCCUCUCCAAAGGUGUGUCCUGUGUUCCCCUUCUUUCUCGUAUGGCUCCGUUCUGUCAAACCUCUUGUUUCUUCUUAAUAUUUUUAAAGCCUUCCCCCAGCCCUUAUUCCCUAUUUACCAGUGAAGGGAACAAAUGUGGAAACAGACUAUCAUGGCUGCUUGACAGACCUGGAGCACAGGAGUAAAGUAAUAACCUCUCUUCUGACUGCAGGAAGGUGGGGAACUAGCACUGCUUUUAAAAUUUGCUGUAGGGAUAAACCAGUUGGAAAUUGGAUUGUUGUCAGGGAAGCAGACAGGGUCUCAUUGCAUUGGAAGGGGGGAACAGCACUUUUUUUUCCCUUUUUUUUAAAAUUUUUGUUGUUGUUGUUGUUGGUUUUUUUUUUGUUUUGUUUUAAGUGUGUAUUUGGGGGGGAGUUCGUCAUUGAGCAUUUCCAAGAGAAAUGAGGAAUCCCAGACAGCUUCAACAUGGAGUCAGCCGUUAUCUCUGCUGCCUCAGGAUGGGAAUGAUACAGCUUUGGAAGCAUGUGUGAUAGGUUUCUGUGGAAAGUGGCACCAGCGACAACGAGAGACAACUUAUGGCAGGUGCCAGUUGGUGUUUUGCAGUGGACAUUACUGAGAGCCGGCCCUGUGGAAGUCUGAAAACACCACCGGAAGAAAAACAAACCAAGAUGGCUCCUUCUGCGUAUCCAAGUGCUCCUCAUUUGCAUAUUUGCCUCAUUUGCGUAUUAAGUUGUGCCUCAUUUGCAUAUGUAAAUACAUGCCGGUCAGUGUGCAAAUUAGCCUCGUUCCUCUGCCCCUGAAAUCAAUGUGUGUUGUUAGUGCGUGGUAAGACAUCGAUGGGUGGUUGUGGAGCUCUGCAGGUGCGCUGGCACCGGCCUGCAGGCAGGGCAGGGGGGCCAGCCUGGCCCACAGAGGGGUCUUGCAGGCCCCUCCAGCCCAAUGUGGCCCCCAGUGUUUGUGUCAGUGGUCAGGGAGAGAGGGGCGUGGUCUCACGAGUUUAUUUUUGUGCAUGCUUUCUUAAUAAAAAGAAAAAGUGAAUGUUUAUGGUUUAA
Molecule: messenger RNA, 5763 nt
Organism: Camarhynchus parvulus
Lineage: Eukaryota; Metazoa; Chordata; Aves; Passeriformes; Thraupidae
Gene: FOXJ2
Product: forkhead box J2
Exons: 11
Coding region: 1626-3251 (541 amino acids)
Biological process (GO): regulation of transcription by RNA polymerase II
Cellular component (GO): nucleus
Molecular function (GO): RNA polymerase II cis-regulatory region sequence-specific DNA binding; DNA-binding transcription factor activity, RNA polymerase II-specific
Source: RefSeq, a predicted model, not a curated record